This is a messenger RNA of Aplosporella prunicola CBS 121167, 2934 nucleotides long. Its product is annotated as glycoside hydrolase family 31 protein. Gene Ontology annotation, cellular component: glucosidase II complex. Gene Ontology annotation, molecular function: alpha-glucosidase activity; carbohydrate binding. The coding region runs from base 1 to 2934 and encodes 977 amino acids. Gene Ontology annotation, biological process: carbohydrate metabolic process; N-glycan processing. The transcript has 3 exons. The record is from RefSeq and is a predicted model, not a curated record. Lineage: Eukaryota; Fungi; Ascomycota; Dothideomycetes; Botryosphaeriales; Aplosporellaceae.
AUGUCCGCGGGCAUCCUGUCCUCGAGAUUGGCUUUUGCCUUUCUCCUGCUCGCGACCCUCUGCGCCCUGCUCACACCGGUCGAGUCGGUGAAGCACGGAAACUUCAAAACAUGCGAUCAAUCAGGCUUCUGCAAGCGCAACAGAGCCUACGCUGACACUGCAUCCCACCUUGCCCACAACUGGGAAUCCCCCUACAAGCUCGAUUCUAGCUCCAUCACCUUCCACAACGGCCAAUUGUCUGCCGUGGUCCUCAAGAAGAUCGCCACUAGCGGUGAGGAGGUCCGCCUCCCACUCACCGUAACGUUCCUCGAGUCCGGCACCGCCCGUGUUACCCUCGACGAGGAGAAGAGACAGAAGGGCGAAAUUGAGCUACGUCACGAUAGCCAGGCACGCAAGGAGAGAUACAACGAAGCGGAAAAAUGGGCCAUUGUUGGCGGACUCGACGUCAGCAUGGGCGCUGCGGUCAGUGCCGACGCUCCAGAGGGCACCACCAAGGUGGUUUACGGCCCUGGGGGCAAGUUCGAAGCUGUCAUUACCCACGCUCCUCUCAGCCUUGAGUUCAAACGUGAUGGCACGAGCCACAUCAAGUUCAACGAGCGCGGCUUGCUGAACCUGGAGCACUGGAGGCCGAAGAUUGAGAAGGAGAAGAAAGAGGGCGAAGAGGCGGCGACCGAGGAAGCCGACAAGGACGCAGGUGAGGACGAGAGCACCUGGUGGGAAGAGUCGUUUGGUGGCAACACCGACAGCAAGCCCAGAGGUCCUGAGAGCGUUGCCCUUGAUAUCAGCUUCCCCGGUUACGAACACGUCUAUGGUAUUCCGGAGCACGCUGGCUCCUUGUCGCUCAAGGAGACUCGCGGCGGAGAAGGAGCUCACUCUGAGCCCUACCGUCUCUACAACGCCGACGUCUUCGAGUACGAGAUGGACAGCCCCAUGACCCUCUAUGGCGCUAUCCCCUUCAUGCAGGCCCACCGGAAGGAUUCGACCGUCGGUGUUUUCUGGUUGAACGGUGCCGAAACGUGGAUUGAUGUCGUGAAGUCCAAGAGUGCAGCCAACGCUCUGAGCCUUGGUGUUGCCGGCCACACUGAUACCCAGACUCACUGGUUCUCCGAAAGUGGUCUCUUGGACGUUUUCGUCUUCCUCGGUCCCGAGCCAAAGGACGUCAUCAAGAGCUACAGUGAGCUGACUGGCUUCACUCAGCUCCCCCAGCAAUUUGCUAUUGCCUACCACCAGUGCAGGUGGAACUACGUCACUGACGAAGACGUUAUGGAUGUCGACCGCAAGUUCGAUAAGCACGACAUUCCUUACGACGUCAUUUGGCUUGACAUUGAGUACACACAUGAGAAGAAGUACUUCACGUGGGAUCCUUUGACCUUUCCGAAGCCAAAGGAGAUGCACGCCCAGCUUGAUCAGCACGACCGUAAACUUGUGGCUAUCAUUGAUCCCCACAUCAAGAACACUGCCGAUUAUCCCAUCAUUGAUGAGUUGAAGGGCAAGGAUCUUGUGGCGAAGACCAAGGAAGGCAAGCAGUACGAGGGCUGGUGCUGGCCGGGUUCCUCUUACUGGGUCGACUGCUUCAACCCCGCGGCCAUUACCUGGUGGAAGUCUCUCUUCAAGUACGACAAGUUUGUUGGCUCCUUCCCUAACACCUUCAUCUGGAACGACAUGAACGAGCCGUCCGUUUUCAACGGCCCCGAGACCACCAUGCCGAAGGAUAACAUGCACUACGGCAACUGGGAGCACCGCGACGUUCACAACAUCAACGGCUUGACCUUCCACAAUGCCACUUACGAAGCGAUGCUUGAGCGCAAGUCUGGAGAAGUCCGUCGUCCGUUCGUCUUGACCCGUUCUUUCUUCUCUGGCAGUCAGCGUCUCGGCCCCAUGUGGACUGGUGACAACCAGGCCAAGUGGGACCAUCUUGCUGCUUCUAUCCCCAUGGUUCUGAACCAGAACAUUGCUGGCUAUCCCUUUGCCGGUGCCGAUGUCGGUGGUUUCUUCGGCAACCCCGAAAAGGACCUGUUGACGCGCUGGUACCAAGCCGGUAUCUGGUACCCGUUCUUUAGAGGCCAUGCUCACAUUGACACGCGCCGCCGCGAGCCCUUCCUUGUUGGCUCGCCCUACAAGGAACUCAUCACGCAGGCCCUGCGUCUCAGAUACGCCCUCAUGCCGGCUUGGUACACUGCCUUCCACGAGGCUAGCGUUACUGGCGCUCCCAUCGUCCGGCCAAACUACUAUGUUCACCCGGGCGACGAGAAGGGCUUUGCCGUUGACGACCAGCUGUACUUUGGCUCGACUGGUCUCCUCGCCAAGCCCGUCACCACGGCUGGAGCCGAGAGCGUGGACAUCUACAUCGCCGAUGACGAGACCUACUUUGACUACUUUGACUACACCACCUACUCUGGUAAGGGUAUGCACACGAUCAAGGCGCCCCUCGAGAAGAUGCCUCUUCUCAUGCAGGGUGGCCACAUCAUCCCUCGCCGUGACCGCCCUCGCCGCAGCAGCGGUCUGAUGAAGUUUGAUCCGUUCACGCUCGUCGUGGUCCUGGACCGCGCCGGCAGCGCCGAGGGCUCGCUGUACCUCGACGACGGCGAGACGUUCGACUAUCAGCAGGGCGCGUACAUCCACCGGCGCUUCCUGUUCGACACGACGACGAACGCGCUGACGUCGGUGGACAUUGCGACCAGCGGGUCCAAGACGGCGGCAUAUCUCAAGGCCAUUGCCAAGGUGCGCGUCGAGAAGGUCAUCUUUGUGGGCGCGCCGGACGCGUGGGCGGACAAGACGGAGGUCUAUGUCAGCGAGGAGGGCGCCAAGGAGAGCCAGCGCAGAAAGAAGGCCGGCAUUGCCUUCCACAAGGGCGAGAAUGGCAAGACGAACUACGCCAUUGUUCGGGACCCAAAGGUGGGUAUUGGUAAGGGAUGGAAGAUUGACCUUUCGUAG